CAAUGGCUCCCAGCUGUCAUUCCCAUAAGCAGGUGGUGUAAAACAAUAGCUCAGCAGUCACAUUUUCCAAGCUGUCUAUCAUGAAGCUGUAGAACCUUCCUCAGUGAGAGAUUGUGAAGACUUUGAGAACUCCGCUAGUCUGUGUGUCUAGCCGAGACAAAAGGCCACACAAUGAAGUUCCACUACACACAUCUUCUCUUCUUUUGCUCAGCUGGUCUGAUCCUGUGCUCUGAACAUGAAACUCGUCUAGUUGAAGACUUGUUCAAGAACUACAACAAAGUAGUGCGCCCAGUGGAAGAUCAUCAUGAGGCUGUUGUGGUCACAGUUGGGCUGCAGCUUAUUCAGCUUAUUAAUGUGGAUGAAGUAAAUCAGAUUGUAACCACCAACGUGCGCCUGAAACAGCAAUGGACAGAUGUCAAUCUAAAAUGGAAUCCAGAAGAAUAUGGCGGAUUGAAAAAAAUUCGUAUCCCAUCUGAGAUAAUCUGGCGGCCUGAUAUAGUUCUUUAUAACAAUGCAGAUGGUGAGUUUGCUAUUGAUCAAUUCACCAAAGUUCUUUUAGAACAUACAGGCAAGAUCACUUGGACACCACCAGCAAUUUUUAAAAGUUAUUGCGAAAUUAUAGUCACACACUUUCCAUUUGACCAGCAGAAUUGCAGUAUGAAGUUGGGCACCUGGACGUAUGAUGGUACAGUGGUUAUCAUAAAUCCGGAGAGUGAUCGCCCGGAUAUGAGCAACUUUAUGGAGAGUGGUGAGUGGGUGAUGAAAGAUUACCGGAGCUGGAAGCACUUUGUUUACUAUGCCUGUUGCCCUGAUACUCCAUAUCUGGAUAUUACCUACCAUUUCCUCAUGCAGCGCUUGCCUCUCUAUUUCAUUGUCAACGUCAUCAUUCCCUGUCUGCUCUUCUCAUUUUUAACUGGGCUAGUGUUUUAUCUGCCCACCGAUUCAGGUGAGAAGAUGACUCUGAGCAUUUCUGUUUUGCUGUCUUUGACGGUCUUCCUUCUGGUCAUUGUGGAGCUGAUUCCCUCUACUUCCAGUGCAGUGCCUUUGAUUGGCAAAUACAUGUUAUUUACCAUGGUGUUUGUCAUAGCAUCAAUCAUCAUUACCGUCAUUGUAAUCAACACCCACCAUCGCUCCCCAAGUACCCAUGUGAUGCCACAGUGGGUGAGGAAGAUCUUUAUUGACACUAUCCCAAAUGUUAUGUUUUUUUCAACAAUGAAACGACCAUCCAGGGAUAAACAAGAGAAAAGGAUUUUUACAGAAGACAUUGAUAUUUCUGAAAUCUCUGGAAAACCAUGUCCUGCUACCGUCAACUUCCACUCCCCCCUUACCAAAAACCCAGAUGUGAAAAGUGCUAUAGAGGGAAUCAAAUACAUUGCUGAAACAAUGAAAUCAGAUCAAGAAUCCAGUAAUGCUGCAGAAGAAUGGAAGUUUGUUGCAAUGGUAAUAGAUCAUCUUCUCCUUGGUAUCUUCAUGCUGGUUUGCAUUAUUGGAACAUUGGCCGUGUUUGCUGGUCGUCUUAUUGAAUUAAAUCAACAAGGAUGAACAUUAACUCUAAAAAGUGUACUACCCCUUUCCAGGGGUAGCACAUCCUUAUUUACUUCCUUGGCUUUUAUUUAAUACAUUUCACUGUCCUACCUGUUGUGUUCAUCUCACCUCUUGGAAGGUUCCACAUCUAAGAAUCACUUCCCACGGGGAACAAAAAAGAACAUAUUAAAAUGAUGUUUUCCACACUUGGCAUUUCUGAGCCACUUUCUGAUGAUAUCUCUUAUGUCAAAAGAAAAAGAUUUGUAUCACUAACAGCAUGACAGUGCUAUGGAAAUGGCUGUAAAACCUAUUCUGUCUUAUUUUAAUAAUGUAUAAAUAGAAUGUUUAACUUUGAAACAUAUUAAGGGCCAGAUUCUGCCCCAGCUGCAGUCCAUGUCAAUAAGGUAUAACUGAUGAUAGGAUUCUUCACUUCAAGCUUUAUCAAGGCAUUAGCUCAGUAUCUAAACUUAGCUUUCAAGCUGGUUUUAAAUCUCUUAUGUGUCGUUUCUGUAUUGGCCAUGUCACCAAUGACCCUUCCAUUAGCAAGAGAGAUGUCAUUAGCAAACAUCUCUAAAAUUCCUUUCAGUGUGUUUUUUUUUCAACAACAGGUGACUCUGUGAAAAGUGUUUCUGCCCGUGGAAACUUUGCUUGGUUCAGCAAGGAGGAGGCAACUUUCUUGUAGGGGGAAAUCUAGCCUUGCCCAGUAAACAUGAUCCGCAUAAGAACUCCUGUCUGCCAAGUCCCAAUGGAGCCACCUGCAUGCAAUUUCACAGAUAGAACAACUGUGCAGGGGGAAUGUGCACCCAUUAUUCAUAAAGAGGGUUUUGUGCCUGUCUCAAAUAAAGGGAAGAUGUUGGAAACAGGCCAGGAGCUGGGUCAAUAUUGAUAGUGGUGAUUCUAAACCCCUCAUGGGGUGGCAGGAGGCAGUGCCCACUUUUGGCUGAAAUAUCAAGUGUGGAGAGGCUGCUCACAGGCACGUGUCAUGGAUUCCUUCCCUUGCCACAUGCAACACAGAGUUUCCUGCACAAAGGAUUUUCUACAUUCUGAGUACAGAAAGACAAACAAUAACAUUUCUCAUUUGGUAUUCCUUAAGUGAGCCAUGUUGGUACAAGGAUGGAUAUCCACAACUAGGUGCAGUAAGAUCUAUUUCUGAUCCCACAUCUCCUUCCCCCUGCAUGCUCACUCCCCUCUUCCAACCUCAGCUUUUUUUCUGAGGGUGUAUCUCCACUUCAAACUGGGGCUGUGAUUCCCAGCUGGAGGUGACAUACCUGCACUUGCAUUGACUGACUGAAAACACUAAAAAUACAGUGCAGCUGGAGCUGUAGGAGGGAAGUGUGCACCCACCAUAGGCACAUACUUAAAGUGGCCAUAUGCACUGCUACCACAAUGUUGUUUUUAGCACACUAUCUAGAUAAGAACUAGCAUAUAUUUCCUCAAGCUGGGAAUGACCCCCUGCACCUCUGAAUGUCAACAUACUCCAAAAUGUAAUCGGACUGAGGGAGUAACUUAUGUAUCUGUGACUUCUCCAGUUAAUUCUUGACCUGUAGAUGAUUCCCCAUAUCCAAAAUCCCAGCUGUGUUGACUGUGUUGAUUGGUUUUGACUCGACACACAGGUAACUUGGAAUUUUUUCAGUUUGUUUACUGGAUGAGAACCAUUCUUACAAGCAAGUUGUGGAUACUUCUAUUUCUGAAAUCAGCAUUUGCUUUCUAGGAAUAUACUACUGUUGGCCUAAAAUGUUGUACCGUUCCUGCUUUAAAUAUAUCAAUUGGGGUUCUCAGAAAACUAACAGAAAAGCAGUGUGAGUACAGGGGAAGAAACUCCAGUUUCUCUUUUGACCAGAUAUUCACAGCACGUGUUUUGAUGCUCCCAUACAGCUGUGUGACUGAAGUUGAAACAAUCCUUCACUAUAGCAAGAGGGAGAAGGUUAGUCCAUGGCACUGGGCUAUGGAAACCUCUCAGCUUUAGGUCAUGGUUGAAAUCUUGACCAGUUGGGUAGUGGCUUAUUUGUUACCAUUGGU
Molecule: messenger RNA, 3543 nt
Organism: Pelodiscus sinensis (Chinese soft-shelled turtle)
Lineage: Eukaryota; Metazoa; Chordata; Testudines; Trionychidae
Gene: CHRNA1
Product: cholinergic receptor nicotinic alpha 1 subunit
Biological process (GO): monoatomic ion transmembrane transport
Cellular component (GO): postsynaptic membrane
Molecular function (GO): transmembrane signaling receptor activity; acetylcholine-gated monoatomic cation-selective channel activity
Source: RefSeq, a predicted model, not a curated record